Messenger RNA from Athalia rosae (coleseed sawfly), 1322 nucleotides. It is a transcript of the gene MED7, whose product is annotated as mediator of RNA polymerase II transcription subunit 7. The coding region runs from base 231 to 914 and encodes 227 amino acids. Gene Ontology annotation, molecular function: transcription coregulator activity. The record is from RefSeq and is a predicted model, not a curated record. Gene Ontology annotation, cellular component: mediator complex; core mediator complex. NCBI's taxonomy places the organism in Eukaryota, Metazoa, Arthropoda, Insecta, Hymenoptera, Athaliidae. The transcript has 4 exons. Gene Ontology annotation, biological process: regulation of transcription by RNA polymerase II.
UACUUCGUAAUAUAAAUAAGAUGGCGGAAUGUACGUCCGAGUUUGAAGUUUUGUUUUUAUUUGUAGUCUUUGUUGACUAGCCAGUUUGAUUUCGAAGGAAAUGUAUACCUACUGGAAGCACUGAAGAUUCAUUUUGUAUUUUGAUGGCACAAUACUAUAGUCAUAUCGGUCUAUUACUCCACUUCGUCGUACCAAAGAGUGAAUAAGUUGAGUUUCCAAACAAGUCAACCAUGGCAACUCCCGAAGCGACACAAGUCAGUUCAUUGCCUCUGCCACCUUCACAGUAUAUAAAUUUGUACACUGACGAAAAUGUCAGGCGAGGCAGAGUUCCGCGUCCUCCGCCAGCAAUUCACGAUACCUACUCAAUGUUUGGAAAUGUAUUCAAUGCUGAUGAUACAAUCAUAAGACCUCUGGAAGCACAGGGCAUCAAGAGGCUGUAUCCACAGCACUUUGAUCGCCGCCGCGAACUCAAGAAACUUAAUCAUUCUCUUUUGGUCAACUUCCUAGACCUUAUAGAUCUCUUGGUGCAAUGUCCUGAUAGCCCAAGGAGAGCAGAAAAGGUUGAAGACUUGAGUUUACUUUUCAUCCACAUCCACCACUUACUCAAUGAGUUUAGACCACAUCAGGCUCGCGAGACGCUGCGUGUAAUGAUGGAAUUGCAGCGCAGGCAGCGGACAGAAACUGCUCUACGGUUUCAAAAACACUUGGAUAAGGUCCAAGAAAUAUUGCAGCACGCUUUACAAAUGCUGCCAGAUAAUUCAGAGCUUGAUUCAAAGCUUGCAAUAAAUACCGAUGCGAUGGAAGUGAUGGACAAUCUAGGACUAGAGCAACAAGCUACAGAUCCAUGCUGUCCAGGUGAUCGCAUGAUGUGCAAUAUCAUUGAUGAAAUGACUACGUCCAAUAAUCUCUAUUGAUUGUAUUGUUGUGAAUCCUCUGAAGACAAUAUCAAGACAGUUUAUCUCCUCAACAUUGUUAUUUAUGAAACUGAAUUAUAGUGAUUCUAGAUAUAAGUGACUAGUGAAUGUUUGUGUGUAUAUUACUUUAGUGCUCGUCAUCACAUCUGAUUUUAAAUUGACCUUUUUUCAACAAUUGUAUAAUAAAUAUUCCAAUUAAUGGCACAGCAAGCUGAUCCUACAAGAGACAAUGAAAUCAACAAAUAUCAAUGUGUCAUUUACCGUAAUCAGGUACAGAUCAUCAUUUUUAUCUAAGUAUUAAAUCAUCAAUGCUUGAACGUCAAGCCCAUGUAAGAUCAAUUCAGGAAUUGAAUGGUAUAUUAAUCAUUAUGUAAGAAUAUAAAGUAUGAAUAAACUUAUUUCUCACAA